CUAAUCUCUUCAGCUGCGAUUCCAACGAAGUAACACACACAGCAAAAACAGAGGACGGACGGAGCCACACUGAUUAUACCUAGACUAGAUGGGGAACACGCAACAGGCCGGCAUCAAGAAAGAUGAUCAUGGUCAUGGAGGCAGCUGCGACCAGCAUCCACAGGCGGCCUCCGUUGCCCCUGAUCAGCUCGGGGCCGGCGUCGAGGGAGAUCAUCAUGGCGGCUGCAGCCGCGACCAGCAGCCACAGGCCGGCGCUGCAGAUAGAGCACGAAACCAGCUGCAGCCUCUCGCCGGAGAGCAUGACGUUGAGACCAGCGCCUCCAUGUUGAAAAAUUGCGAGAAAAACUGUGCUACAAACGGAGAAGGCAGAAGCAGCAAGAUAGAUAGUCUCCCGCCUGCUGAGCUGUCCGAGCCAGACGGCCGGCAGUUUGUGCUAUACAGUUUACCGGUUGCCAAAGGGUGCAUUGGAGACGGUGAUGGCUUCACUGCUUAUGUGAAGAAGGCUGCGGGUGUGGCUGUCAGCGGAUCAUAUAAGAAAGGUGAUACAAAGAACCGAGCUUCACAGAAAUACCGCAUUAGAAUGAGGGGAAUUGAUGCACCGGAGCUAGAAAUGGAACACGGGGAUGAGGCAAGGAAUGAGUUGGUGAAGCUUAUUGCCGGAAAGUGUGUUACGAUCAAUGUGUAUGGGACGGACCAAUAUGGAAGAUAUCUUGGUGACAUCUACUGUGACGGAAUCUUCAUCCAAGAAGAAAUGUUGAAAAGGGGAUUCGCCUGGUAUUUCAAAACAGGCGAGACACGUACCGAAUUGGCAAGAUGGGAGAACGAAGCGAGAGAGGCACGCCAAGGGCUUUGGUCAUCAGAUAAUCCUCAAAAACCAUGGGAGUGGAAGAGGGAUCACCCACGCAACCAAAACAACAAAAAGGUUGAAUUGAAAAGUCAAGGCAAGGAGAGCAUUGAAACCCUACCAUGGCUGAUAAGUAAAGAUAUGGAGACCCUUGGUAAGGAAUGGAAAAAUAAGCUAGAAAAAAUUGUGGCAGACAACGUGGAACUAAAUGAUCAUCUCCUGGAGUUGGAGAGAAAUAAAAAGGAGGCCGAAGAACGAGCUAAGGAGUUAGAGAAUGAAAUGGAAACCAUUAUGGUUGACUACACAAAACUAAAUGAUCAGCUCGAGGAGUCAAAGAAGAAUAAAAAGAAGGCGGAUGAUCGUAUUUUGAAGUUGACCUUUUUUUCCGAAAGGGUUGUGGCCAUAAACCUGGAUUUGCAUGAUAAGCUAAAGAAGUUAAAGGAGAAGAAUGAAAAGGCCGAGGACCGAGUUAAGGAGUCAGAGGAGGAAAUGGAAAGUGUUUUUGCUGUCAACAGGGAACUGAAUGAUCAGCUCCGGGAGUUAAAGAGAAAUAAAAAGGUGGUCGAGGACCUAGCUGCGGAGUUGAAAUUUUCUUAUGAUAGUGUUGGGGCUAUAAACAAGGAUUUGCAGGGUGAGUUGGAUGAAUUGAGGAGGAAGAAUAGAGAGGCUGAGGACCGAACGAAGGAGUCAAAGAAAGAAAUGGAAAUUGUUGUGGCUGACAAUAUGAAACUGAAUGCUCAGAUUCAGAGAUUAAAUAACAAGGUUUCUAACAAUGCUAGAAACAGUAAAAAGAAACUGCAGAUUGUUAAAGAUAUAAACAAGGAUUUGAAUGAUAAGCUUCAGGAGUUGCAGAAAAAUAAUGAAAAUGCAAAGGACCAAGCUGAGGAGUUAGAGAAGGAAAUGGGAAAUGUUGUGGCUGAGGAGCGAAACUUACAAGGCAUAAUGCAUGAAGAGAGUGAACAAGUUGUAGAGACCCCAGUGGCACCACCUCCUCCAGCCAAGGGUUCUGGCGAGAAAGAUGUCGUGUGGCGGAAGAAAACGGCUGCAACGACAUCUUCGACACCUCGAUCUGAGGGUCACUGUGAAUAGAUAUGACCUACAUGUUAAAGUCAAGCUCUUCGAGUGUACAAGUUCAAUGGGUUAUAUGUUGCACUAAAAAUAUAUUAUAUGCUAUAGAAUUCCUAUGACAUAUCGAUAUCGUGGGGCCAUCCA
Molecule: messenger RNA, 2056 nt
Organism: Lolium rigidum
Lineage: Eukaryota; Viridiplantae; Streptophyta; Magnoliopsida; Poales; Poaceae
Exons: 8
Coding region: 89-1933 (614 amino acids)
Cellular component (GO): cytoplasm
Source: RefSeq, a predicted model, not a curated record